AAAACCUCAUGUCGGCUUCAGAACCACCCCCACAGAAUGAACAAAGACGACCACACGCUCAUAAUUAAUCGCUCGAAGGACUAUUGGUUCGAAGACGGAAACAUUAUCUUGCAAGUUCAGCAAACUCAAUUCUGCCUGAGCAAAUCAAUACUCGCCCUACACUCGCCUGUUUUCCGCCAAAUGUUUUCCGUCCCGUCACGGUUGCCUUUGGACGAGCCGCUGUCAAAAGAGUGUCCUAUCGUGGUCCUGAGAGACGAGAGUCAGGACUGGGAGCAUCUUCUUGGCGUUAUUUUCCCCAAAGAUUCAUCAUUUGCAAGGCCUCCCAGUCGUCCAACCCGAUCAUCAAUCUGGCGAGAGAACUCGGGCUAUUCGAUCCUACCUAGCGCGUUCUACCAUCUCAUCGACUAUCCGGAAGGGAUCCAUGACCAUAAUUUGGUCAAGCUGGACAACAUACAAGACCGAGCCGCUUGCUUGAGAGCAUAUAUCGAGAUCCUCCGCUCCUUCAACAACGCCCCAUUGAAACUUGAAUGGCUAAGCGCGAAUUCUGGGAUCUCAUGGGUCGGAUGCACGAGCAAGUUACGUUGCAGCUCCGAAAGAAAAGAGCUCUUGAUGGCGCUGUUACCGAAUACCGAUUUCGUGGUUGCGGUAUUGGGUGGGUGGAAUAGGACAUGGGAUGAGAAGAUGUGUGAGAGCUGUGUGGGCGAAGCUAAAGAAGUCUUUGAAGCUGCUCGCAACAUUUUCUGGGAAAAGUUGCCGUCGUAUUUCGGGUUGGACGACUGGGAGGCCUUGCAAAUGAUGAACUUGGAAUAG
Messenger RNA from Mycena indigotica, 810 nucleotides. Its product is annotated as BTB domain-containing protein. The transcript is spliced from 3 exons. Bases 37 to 810 code for a protein of 257 amino acids. Gene Ontology annotation, molecular function: protein binding. Lineage: Eukaryota; Fungi; Basidiomycota; Agaricomycetes; Agaricales; Mycenaceae. The record is from RefSeq and is a predicted model, not a curated record.